AUGGAUGAGUUUAGUCCUCGUGCCCGAAGGCGAAGUGCUUUGCUUACAUGGCAGCAUAUUGCAUCCUUACCCCCUAGCCUACCAGUUGUGUACUGUGGAGGAUUUAAUACACAAAAGGAAUCAACUACUGGACGCUUUCUUCUUGGAAGAUCAAGAGAGCAUGGUGUUGUUGGGGAUAUGCGGGAUGCAUGGCCUAGUGCUCGUGUGAGGAAAAAUGUUUCCCUAAUCCGCACGUAUCAUGGAUUCAAGGGUGACAAACAAGGAACACUUGAAUUCCUGAAGCUAAUUUUUAGAGCCCUUUGCCUCUGCUGGGAUCGCCAAACACAGGAUCUUCACAUUGAUUGGAUCCUUUUCAGAGGUAGAUCUCUGAUUCCUGUUUCAUGUGAAGUGGUAAACGAUAACAUUGAUGGGUAUUAUCCAUCAUCACAUUUUCCUCUAUUUGCCGAGUUUAUGCUUCCUCGCACUAACAGAACAGGGGAAGGGAAAGAGAGCGUGUGUUGCUUGGAAAAAAUGGCGAGAGAGCCUCUGGCUCGUGACGUAUGCAUCUAUGUGUGCAUUUGCAUUCUACUGAUUGCCCACCAAAGUACCUGUUUUUACCUCCCUGGUGUUGCACCUGAGGAUUUCUGGAAGGUCGUUCCAUUUCUUCUUUUCCCUCAAAAUCUAUCCUUACUUGAUUCAUUUUCAUUUGCUGAGGGGCAUGUAAUGCCAAUGGCAGCAAUGGGAGAUCCAUUGAGGGUUAAAGUCAACAAACUGUCUUCCACGAAAACACAGCUUCCUUACUCAUACUAUUCACUGCCUUAUUGUCGCCCAAAACGCAUUGUUGACAGCGCAGAAAAUCUGGGGGAAGUUCUCCGGGGUGACCGCAUUGAAAACUCACCCUAUGUGUUUAAAAUGAGAGAACCACAACUGUGCAAUGUUGUUUGUCGUCUAAUUCUUGAUGAGAAAACGGCCGGAAAGUUCAAAGAGAUGAUAGAUGAUGAAUAUCGGGUGAACAUGAUUCUAGACAAUCUUCCUUUGGUUGUUCCUAUAAGAAGGCUUGAUCAGGAAUCCUCCAUGGUGUAUCUGCAUGGCUUCCUUGUUGGUCUUAAGGGACAGUAUUCUGGAAUCAAAGAGGACAAGUAUUUUAUCAACAACCACUUAGCAUUUGUGGUUAAGUAUCAUAGUGAUCCAGAGCUAGGAUUAUCAAGGAUUGUAGGAUUUGAGGUUAAACCAUUCAGUGUAAAGCAUGAAUACGAAGGAGAAUGGAAUGAGAAAACCCGCUUAACUACCUGUGAUCCCCAUGCCAAAAAGCUAGUCACCAGCUCUGAAUCUCCUCAAGAGGUUGAAGACAAGAAAGAAAUCAUUUUUACCUAUGAUGUUGAGUUUGAGGCAAGUGAUGUGAAGUGGGCAUAUCGCUGGGAUACCUAUCUUCUAAUGGCCGAUGACCAGAUUCACUGGUUUUCAAUUGUCAAUUCUUUGAUGAUUGUACUUUUCCUUUCGGGCAUGGUGGCUAUGAUAAUGUUGCGGACGCUUUAUCGUGAUAUUUCUAAGUACAACCAGUUAGAGACACAAGAAGAAGCACAAGAAGAGACAGGAUGGAAACUUGUCCAUGGGGAUGUAUUCAGGCCUCCACCAAACUCAGAUCUACUGUGUAUAUAUGUUGGAACAGGUGUUCAGUUUUUUGGGAUGAUUCUUGUGACGAUGAUGUUUGCUGCCCUUGGAUUUCUGUCUCCCUCAAAUAGAGGAGGUUUGAUGACAGCCAUGCUCUUGCUCUGGGUAUUGAUGGGACUGUUUGCAGGAUAUACUUCAGGGCGUCUUUACAAGAUGUUCAAGGGAACAGAAUGGAAGAAAAUCUCCUUCGGAACAGCCUUUAUGUUUCCUGCCACUGCCUUUACGGCAUUCUUUGUGCUCAAUGCUCUGAUUUGGGGGCAGAGGUCUUCUGGGGCUGUGCCAUUUCAAACAAUGUUUGCUCUUCUUUUAUUAUGGUUUGGCAUCUCAUUUCCACUCGUAUUUGUUGGUGGUUUUGUGGGGUUUAACAAAAAGCCACCAAUUGAGGAUCCUGUAAAGACAAACAAGAUAGCUAGGCAGAUUCCACAGCAGGCUUGGUACAUGAAUUCUUCAUGCUCUAUUCUAAUAGGAGGCAUACUCCCAUUUGGAGCAGUCUUCAUUGAGCUUUUCUUCAUCCUCACAUCAAUCUGGUUACAUCAAUUUUAUUAUAUAUUUGGUUUCCUGUUCAUUGUGUUCGUCAUCCUCAUCAUCACCUGUGCUGAGAUCACAGUUGUACUCUGCUACUUUCAGCUGUGUAGUGAAGACUACAAUUGGUGGUGGAGGUCAUAUCUGACUUCAGGUUCCUCUGCACUCUACCUUUUCCUAUAUGCUGUAUUUUACUUCUUCACAAAACUUGAGAUCUCAAAACCAAUAUCUGGAAUCUUGUACUUCGGGUACAUGCUGCUGCUUUCAUAUGCUUUUUUUGUGUUGACGGGUACAAUUGGUUUCUAUGCAUGCUUCUGGUUCACAAGGUUGAUCUAUUCGUCAGUGAAAAUUGACUGA
Sphenostylis stenocarpa is the source of this 2529-nucleotide messenger RNA. The record is from the annotation of a GenBank genome assembly. NCBI's taxonomy places the organism in Eukaryota, Viridiplantae, Streptophyta, Magnoliopsida, Fabales, Fabaceae.